CUUGAAGACCAGCGAUGGUACAUCAAAGGACGAAGAAGGUCAUUUGGUCAAUGUUGGUGCUGAAGAUGAACACAUUGUUGCCCGUGGUUCUUACUCUUUCGUCGCUGAUGACGGUCAAACCUACACCGUCACCUACAUCGCCGAUGAGAACGGUUUCCAACCACAAGGUGCUCAUUUGCCCGUUGCCCCAGUGGCUUAAGUGCAAUAAUCGACAACUGAAUGUGGAGCUGUUAUUAGAUUUUAGGAAUGGAUGUUAAUUAAAAUUAAAGAGUGAACAAGUCAAAAACGAA
Bactrocera oleae (olive fruit fly) is the source of this 290-nucleotide messenger RNA. The record is from RefSeq and is a predicted model, not a curated record. Lineage: Eukaryota; Metazoa; Arthropoda; Insecta; Diptera; Tephritidae.